AUGAAGUCUAUUAUAUUUUUGUGUGCCAUUUUUCUGACUUUGGUAUCUGUUCUCUCAGAAGUGCAGACAAAUUACCAUGAUGCCAUCGGUAUUCCUACUGCAAACCGUAUAAAGGCACUGGAAGAAGAAAUUCAAGCUAAUAGAAAUAUUACUAUCGAGAACAGAAUCAUCGGUGGCGAGGUGGCACCCUUGAACGAGUAUCCAUUUUUCGCUGGAUUAAUUAUCAGUUUAGUUGGUACACCAGACCCGGGAGUAUGCGGUGCUUCUCUGUUGUCUCCUAAUCGAUUGGUUACUGCUGCUCAUUGCAAUUUUGAUGGCAUCCGACUGGCGCAUGAGUUUACUGUGGUUUUGGGGUCUAACAUGCUGUUUUAUGGCGGUGAACGUAUUGUUUCUAGAAAAGUAAUUAUGCAUCCUAAUUAUAGGCAUCAGUUUUCUAUAAAUGACAUUGCUAUGAUAUAUUUGCCCCGGAACGCUAUGAUUACAAAUAUUGUGAAACCGAUCAGAUUACCAAAUUAUUUAGAGUCAUGGAAGCAAUUUUUGGGAUUUCAAGCCAGAUCUGUUGGAUUUGGAGUUACUACAGAUGGACACACACUUGUCAACCCUGACAGUUUGUUGAAGCACAUCACUCUACAGGUGGUCGACAACUCUCAAUGUCAACUUAAAAAUGAUUUAAACAGACCGAACUAUGAUAUUCUCUGCACGAGUGGAUAUGGAGGCGUUGGUCUUUGUCAUGGAGACUCAGGUGGCCCUCUGUACACCAUUGACGAGACAUCCACUGACAAAAGUAUAUUCUUGACGUAUAACCUGAUGGUAAGCAUCAGCGACGCUCUUGGGCGCCCGUCCCACCAGGGAACUACAACUGCGAUGCUGGCCUUUUGCAAGUUUGGGAUUGGACAGAAUUGGAAAUCUGGUAACACAUCAACAACUUCACAGAAACUUACUUCAGCUUCAGGGUGCUAUAAAACAUUGAAGAAAACAUGGGACCCCGCCGUAUCAUGA
Messenger RNA from Spodoptera exigua (beet armyworm), 999 nucleotides. The record is from the annotation of a GenBank genome assembly. NCBI's taxonomy places the organism in Eukaryota, Metazoa, Arthropoda, Insecta, Lepidoptera, Noctuidae.